AUGUGGCGUGUGCACCUUGAGGGCGUACCUGGAUAUGAACUUGACAUACCAUCGUUCGUGCCAGCUCGAGCCCAACUGCCUUUCUUCAUGAUCGUGAUCACUUGCUUCAUUAGUGCUAUGAUUCAGUUCAAGAUUGCUGGGCCACCCAGCCUUGCGAACUCGAGCUCAAGCUGCAUCCCUGAACGUGCUAAGGAGGUUGCAAAGAAAGCUGUCCAGACCGUUGUACUUGUGUGCUUUCUCAAGGGCAUGAUCAACGAUGUCUGCAUCGCAUGGGCUUAUAGUAUGGAAUUGUUGGCAGACGGGCAACCACUUCUCACUGUUCUAUGGCGUGGUGCCAAAUCAUACGGUCUUCUUGUCUUUACAGGGCCGAAUGCUGACGACGCCUGGAAACGUAUUGGCCUUGUCUCCAUCUAUUGGGACCGAUUGAAUGUCUGCGCCUUGCAUCGGCAAAGAUACAGUGGGGGCGCGCAUCAAGAAACCAGAUGCUUUUCGUCAGGGUAUCCUGGGUUUCGUCGCUCCGCGAGCUGCGCGGCGACUUCCCGCGGCCGUUGA
Molecule: messenger RNA, 552 nt
Organism: Prorocentrum cordatum
Lineage: Eukaryota; Dinophyceae; Prorocentrales; Prorocentraceae
Source: the annotation of a GenBank genome assembly